CUCGCAAAUCAGGGGUCGCAUGGAGGUUGUCAACCCACGGAAUGGCGUAGCCUGGGUUGCGCAUUUUGCUGCUUUUCAUCUCAUGCUAACCUUACCGCGCAGCAGCAGCGACGCGGCAUUUUCGAGUCUGUCACUGCUCGGUUGCAGAGAUAUCUCCGUAUCCCAGGGUGGCAAGCCGUGAUGGCAGAACUCGUUCCCAGGGAGCGUGUUUGGCGCAGCACUGCCGUCUUCAGAACCUGGAUUUGGUGCGGUGAUUUCCACACACGCAUUGCAAACAUCUCCUUUUAUCCUCUGGCCGUCCGGCGAGUUUGUUUCUCUUCUUUCUUCUUGCUCUCUUCUCCCAUUUUGCCUAAUUUUCCUCAUCCUGGCCGAACGACUCUGGCUGAAAGGAUGAUCGCCAGGUCCGCCAUCGUUGCUGCCGCACUCCUUUGAUUCCCGGGCUAUCGUUACCUUUCAGCAUUUAAUCCAUUGUAUGUAUAUAUGUGUUAUAAUCCAGCCGGCCGGUUCCGCACAAUGGCCAGGCAGCCAUUAAUAUUCCACCCUCUCUAUCUUUUCUUCUUAAUAUGCUCAAGCUGCGCUUGGGUAGGAAGCGUCGCGGCGUUCGGCCCGAACCCGGCCCCGGUUCUGGCAAGCGAUGCCGGGACGGGCCGAGUGGAGCGGGUCGACGCGGUCCGGGAUGGAUGCCACGCCAUGAUCACACCGCCUCCGUCGCUCUUUCUCCUCGCCCGGCAAGACCAAGGGCAAAUCCAAGCCCUGAGCGACCAGUUACGGCAACUUAGCGCCCAGUCCCGGUCCGUCAGCCAGUCCAGCCAGCAGCUCAGCCAGUCGCUGCAGCAGGCGACACAGCGGCUGAGCCAGACGGAGCAGCAGCUGGCGAGCGCGCGCGCACAGCAGAGCGCGGCCGAGGCCGCCUCGCGCUCCAUGUCGCAAGCCUCCGCCGAGGCGUCGCGGAGCGCCGAACGCGUCCUCUCCGAGGCCAGCCGUGCCAUGUCCCAAGCCAUGUCUAGCGUCACCAGCUCCAUGGGCGCUAGCUUCGCGAGUGCCCUCGCCAGCGCAAGCCGCAGCAUCAGCGCCGUCCGGGUCUCGGCUGCCAGCGUCAUCCAGGCGGCCCAGGCGGACGCUACUGCCUUAAGGAACGAGGCCCAAACACAGGUCCAACAGGCGCAGGGCGCCGCUCUGUCGGUCACCCAGAUCGCACUCGCGGUAGUCGGCGGCAUCGUCGGCUCGUCGCUGCUGACAGUGCUCGGCUUUGUGCUCAUCCUCCGACACAGGCGCAAGAAGCGCCGGGGAGGUCUGGGCGGUGGCCGGAUCGGGCUUGGGAGUGGUAGAUGGAGGAGCGGUAGCGGAAAUCCGAACAUCGGACACCCUGAGCUGGUGAAGACGUCUAACAAGGCAUAUGCUGCUUUUGCCUCUGGCGGGAGUAAAGCGGGAAAUGAGGCGCCAAGUGACGAUGGAAGUAGCAGUAUCUAUAGUAUGGGUGAGAAGGAGAAUGGCGGCGAGUUCCGUAAGGGCCUUAGCGAUACGGACGUUCAGGCAUCGUUGCAGCUGGCGGCGGCAUUGGCGGCUCCACCUGCGGCUGCGCUGGCGAGGGCGAAUACCACCAUCACCAGGAAGAGUGUCGGCACUGGGAUAAAGAGCGACAGAGCCAAUGACGGUGAGAUGGGGCAUGCGGUCAGCUAUCAUUGUCCAUCCUGGAAAAGCCAGUCAAGCCCGCCUGCAGGUGUUCUUGGGGAUGGCGAGGGAGGUGGGAAGUUCCAGCCGGGAAAACCGCCGUUGGGCGGCAAGUUUACCUUGUUCCCGAGGAGCAGAGCUGAGUAUAGUCCUUGGUCAGCGUCGGCGGGGUCGCCGGUUGAGAAGGGCUAUGGGGAGAGAGCGUCGAGGUCAUCGUUUCCGACUCUGGAUGCCUGGUUACAGUCGGGAACUACCGUGAGUCCCUUUUCGACGCUGAAGAGGUGACAGGGGCAGGCUGGGCACGGGCAACCGUUUGUAAUGGGACUUCGGAGGAGGAACAUUUUAGACUGGGAGGGGGUUAAUCUUGGAUAUCAGAAGUAAUCAGCGACAAGGCGGUGUUUCGUUGUUAUAUACCCAUGGUUUGUUUUUCGCCGUUCAUUAGAAAAUUAUCCAUGACUUCGGUCUGACUUCCUUUGGUAGUUGAAGUCGGCUAUUCGCUAUCGAGUUUGCAAUCAAC
Molecule: messenger RNA, 2188 nt
Organism: Canariomyces notabilis
Lineage: Eukaryota; Fungi; Ascomycota; Sordariomycetes; Sordariales; Chaetomiaceae
Exons: 2
Coding region: 481-1956 (491 amino acids)
Source: RefSeq, a predicted model, not a curated record